Sciurus carolinensis (gray squirrel) is the source of this 2475-nucleotide messenger RNA. It is a transcript of the gene Trim34, whose product is annotated as tripartite motif containing 34. Lineage: Eukaryota; Metazoa; Chordata; Mammalia; Rodentia; Sciuridae. Bases 161 to 1648 code for a protein of 495 amino acids. The transcript is spliced from 8 exons. Gene Ontology annotation, molecular function: protein binding; zinc ion binding. The record is from RefSeq and is a predicted model, not a curated record.
GAUUGUAGGCCCUUGGCCCAGAAACUUCCCUGUUCUUCUUCCUGCAAGCCCCAAGAAUUUCACUUUCGUUUCUCAGCCAGCUUCUGGGAGGGAGGGACUGCAUGCAGCUGAGCACCUUGUGCCAUCCAGAAGGCUAUACACAAGAAGCGCAUCAGGAGUUAUGACAGGAGGAAGCCAGGGGAGCAAGGCAAUGGCUUCAAAAGUCCUGGUGAACAUACAGGAAGAGGCAAGAUGUCCCAUCUGCCUAAAGCAUUUAAUAGAGCCACUGACUCUAGGCUGUGGCCACAGCUUUUGCCAAGCAUGCAUCGCCAGGAGGAAGAAGUCAGUGACCAGCCCAGGUGGGGAAAACACUUGUUUUACAUGUAAUAUCAGGAACUUAUUUGGAAAUCCAAGGGCUAAUCAGCCUCUGACUGACAUAGCAAAAGAACUCAGGGAAGUCAAGUUGAGCCCCAACAUUAGGCAGAGUGGAAACUUUUGUGCACACCAUGGAGAGAAACUCCUACUCUUCUGUGAGGAGGACAGGAAGGUCAUUUGCUGGCUUUGUGAGCGUUCUCAGGAGCACCGUGGUCACCGCACAUUCCUCAUGGAUGAGGUAACCCAGGAAUGUCAGGACAAGCUCCAGGCAGCUCUUCAGAGGCUGAAGAAGGAACAAGAAGAAGCUGAAAAAUUGGAAGCUGAUCUUAGAGAAGAGAUAAUUUCUUGGAAGUAUCAGGUACAAACUGAGAGAGAAAGGAUACAAACAGAAUUUAAUCAUCUUAGAAGAAUCCUGGACAGUGAGGAACAGAGAGAGCUGCAAAGAUUGGAUGGGGAGGAGAAGAUGAUACUGGAUCGCUUGGCAGAGGCUGAGGAUGAGCUUGUUCAGCAGACCCAGUUGGUGAAAGAGCUCAUCUCAGAUCUAGAGUGUCGGAGUCAAUGGCCAGUGGUGGAGCUCCUGCAGGACAUGAGCGGAAUCAUGAAAUGGGGUGAGAUCUGGACUCUGAAGAAGCCAAAAACUGUAUCCAAGAAGCUGAAGACUGUAUUCCGUGCUCCAGAUCUGAGUGGGAUGCUGCAAAGCUUCAGAGAGCUAACAGAUGUCCAGCACCACUGGGUGGACUUAACACUGGAUUCAGGCAACCUAAAUUUGAAUCUUGUUCUUUCAGAAGAUCAGAGACAAGUGAUGUCUGUGCCAAUUUGGCCAGUUAAGUGUUAUAAUUAUGGCAUCUUAGGCUCUCAACAUUUCUCCUCAGGGAAACAUUACUGGGAAAUAGAUGUAUCCAAAAAGACCAGCUGGAUCCUGGGAGUAUACUGUAGAAAACGUUCUGUGAAGUUUGCUGUGAGAAAAGGUUCAAAUUCUCCAAAUGUUUUCUCCAAAUACAGACCUCAGUAUGGCUACUGGGUUAUAGGUUUACAGAAUGAAUUUGAGUACAAUGUCUUUGAGGAUUCUUCCAGUUCUGAUCCUAAGGUGUUGGCCCUCUUCAUGGCUAUUCCUCCCCGGCGUGUUGGGGUUUUCCUCGACUAUGAAGCAGGCACAGUCUCAUUUUUCAACAUCACAAACCAUGGGUCACUCAUCUACAAGUUCUCUAAAUGUCGCUUUUCUCAGCCUGCAUAUCCAUAUUUCAAUCCUUGGAAGUGUACAGCCCCCAUGACGCUGUGCCCACCAAACUGCUAAAUUUUCUCAUUCCCUCAUGUACUACUUGUAGAAUUCCUUGUCUAGAGGCUCAUCUCCUACUUCUGAGCACAUCUGUACCUUUCACGCUGUCUCUUCCUUGUGAUUUCCCUUCUGUACUGGAGAACUUUUAUUCAUGCUUGAGAUGCCUAGUGUAUCAGACUCAAGUUAGGAGAGAUGCUUUUCUACCUGUUUAUUCUUUCUCAUAUUCUCCAAGACAGACUUCUAAGCCCUCCUAAAGAUGGAGACUCGUUAGGCUGAGCAUGGCAGCAGUCCUGUAAUUCCAGCGACUCAGGAGACUGAGGCAGGAAGAUCACAAAUUCAAAGCCAGCCUCAGUAAUUUAGCAAGACCCUGUCUCGAAAUUUAAAAAACAAAAACAGGGGCCUGGGGAUGUGGCUCAGUGGUUAAACACUCCUGGUUUGAUCCCUGGUACCAAAAUAAAGAUGAAUUAUUAUUAAAAUAUCCAGGCCCUCCCAUUUCUCCCUAGUUCCCUUUCACUAAUCUGAAGAGAGUUGUAAAGCCUGUUAAGCUACUCAUCCAUGUUAUUUAGAACAAUCUGCAUGAAUCACUCCUGUGACCAGGAUGACCAAAAACGAAGGGAUUUUUGGGCAAAUGUCAGUUUGCCCAGGGUACUCCAGGAUCAUCAGGGAGUUGAGGAGAGAAAAGCAUCCGCAAUAGAUUUACCCAGAGUGAAAAGUCAUGUUCAGAGGAUUUAGUCCAAAUCCUGUCCUCUCUGUAAUAAGCAAUGUAAUGGUUUAUUACAGAGCUAUGUAAUGGCUUAAUACUGAGCUUCUUUUUUCUCAAAUACAAAUCGGGAUUUCAAACUGCA